UUGCAAACUACACACCAGUUUUGUAUUCAUAAAAGGCUAUGGAACAAAAUGGUGCUGUCUUAUAGGCCUGUAUAAAAUCUUUGUCUUGUGGGGAGUAAAAAAUCCAUAGUAAUUCACAAUUAAACUAGAACAACACUACAAGUUGAGCGUUCCCAUAAGCCUGAAAAAUACUUUGAUGGGAAAUGGGAACUCGAGCGUAACUUAACAAUGCCAUGUAUGUUGACCGUAUAUGAAAUACUCCCAUCAACGACCUUGGCAGCUGCGAAAGGCGUUGCUGCUAAAUAUGUCGUGAGUUGGUAGAAUAAAUGGAUUGUUCGUUCUCUGUGCGCCUUAUGCUAUCGAGAUACAGAUGAGUCAGCUUGGACGAACCGUUUUCAGCACCGGUAAAACGGUAGAGCCUACACGUUCAAAAUUGACUCCCUAAGUUCUAACACGCAAAAAUCAUAGCCUCGGCAUCACCAGAUACCCUCGGUCCGAAGGAGCAACAUGACAGCUAGAACGUACCUGACUAUAUUGAGUGUCCUGUCCAAAUGGACAGGCCUAGUGCUCGGUGACUUUCACGUCUGCUGUCCUACCUGUUCCAGUCACGCAAUCGACCCCCUGAAUGCCGAUCAAGUCCGGCAGGUUAUGAGCAGCAGCGCCUUCCUCGAGGAGAUCGAGCAGAACCCGCUUCUGCUCCUGCAGGACGAGGCACGCCAGAGGCCGAUCGUCAACUUCACCAGCCGACAGGAGGAGCAGAUGCUGCUGAACUUCCCUCAGCUGUUCCGGACCCAGGCGGAGUUUGCCGAGUCCCAACUUACUAGCGGCACGGUCACCGUGUUGGCUGCGGCGAACAGUACGCGGAGGCGUCGGGCGGAUGAGCCCCCUCGGGUCUGCCCCUCGGUAUCGCAGACGAUGGCGUUGGUAGUCAUGUACCGACCGGAUGGCCAAGUCGUCCAGUUAGGACAGCCCCAGGGAGUCAACCAGUGGAUACUGAACGAAGUGUGCGACACCACCGUGAGCGCGCUCCUGGCGACUGGCCAAGAGUGCGGGGUGAUCAGCCGUCACGUCCUGGCGCUGUUCGUCAACCUGAGCGAGAUCAAACGGACGGGGGGCCGGGAUAGCAGUCGAGCUUUCGACUUCGCCGAGGUGGUUGUGCAAAGCUGCGUGACACUUGCACCGUGACACCGCGCCGGUUUCCCCCGUCAGUUCAUUUCCUCCGCUAACGCGUCAGGGGGGGGGGAUCCAGAACCGUUUUUUGAGGGAUGGGUGCAGGAGAGUUGGGAAUUUUUCCUGUAACUUGCAUGGUCUUCUUGGAGAAUGAGGUUGCAUUUCAUGAGGCCUUUUGCAAGGAAGAAGGGGAAAUGAAAUUUGUCUUUUUUGUAUGAAUAUUUUCUUUACAUUUUGUUCUGGGGAGAGAUGGGCCUUUCUCUUUUAGAACUGUCAUUAGAGCACGUCAAACUAUGGAAUUACAACUGUUUGUACACAAACGUUAUCAGAUUUAUACUUUCUUGCGCCAAUAAAACUGUAAUUUGCUAAUGCAUCGAAGAAAUGUUCUCCUUUUCCAAAAUUUCAUAGAGAUGUGAUUUUAAUUAAACGGUUCUGUGAGUGUUUUUGAUGGUAUUUUCUUGGGGGGGGGAAGGAAUCCAUUGUUUUAGCAGCUGCCUAUACGGACCUUCGUUACUCAAAUACAUUAUCUGUGGUAGGAAACCAGACUUGCCGGCUUGAAGUUCAAAGCACUUUAUUACAGACACCAAUGACGUCAUUCAUGGGUAUCAGCAAAUCCCAACACCAGCAAACAGUAGAAGUGUAACGUCCCUUCAGUAUUUCAAAAUCACGCCCACUUCACAUGGAGUUACAUGGAAUCAUUGAACCGGAGGUUAUUGUACCAUUUACAGUGUUAAUCGAAUUUGAGCUUACAGUCAGUGGUGCGUGCGUGGGUAUGACGAAGUUACUAUCAUUAGGCAUGAAUAAUACCUUGGCUGGUAAUUUUAAUUCAUUUUUAAAAAGGGAAGUUGGUGGCAGCUAAAAGGAUCAUGACACCAGGAAGUGUGAGUGUUCUCCCUGUUUACGCAACAACGAGAUUUUCCAUCUUUCGGAGGCUUAAAAGGAAUACCAGGUUGCAGCUGGAGGGGGAACGACUUUUCACAAAGAAGACGGUUAACAUGAAUGAUUUCACCCCAGACUUAUAAAUAUCAUUGCCGUCAUUAACUUUCCCCCGAAAACCCAGCGUCUUUGCGAACAUUAUAAAAGCCACACGGGCUACAUGGGGCACCUACAUUCUUGGCAGUCUUACCGAAGAGGCUUGACACGAGACGAUCAGUAAAACCUCUCUCUCUCGCUACUUGGACCAAGAUUAUAUUUCUGAAGACAGGAGACCAACCCUAUCCUAAUUUUUAAAAAAAAUGGCAUUCGGCACGUUUUCAGCCCUCAUUCUCACCGCUAUGAUAGCGGGAUGUUUUCCUCAGGGCCUUUGGCGACUUCGACCAGGUCUCCCCUCUCCGUCCUGCUCCAUUUCCCUUGAGGCGAGUCAAAUCCAGCAGGUUAGGGAAAAUCGAGACCUCGUCCGACUGCUCGAGAAGAACCCCAGUUAUCUAAAAAGCUCGCAGCAUCAACACCCCAUAGUGACGCUGACGUACCGGCAGAAGCGCCUUCUUCUCAGGCGCUUCCCUGACCUGUUUCGGCAGAGCGACGGGACUACGUCUGCCGGCGACCCCAGGCAGCGGAGGAACACAGCAGGUAGGGUCUGCCCGCCUCGGCCAGACUCGGAACCUCUCAUCCUGGCACGCACGGCCGACGGUCAAGUGGUCCAGUUGGUGCAGGAGGUUGCGGGGCACAACCAAUGGAUCAUGGACGAGAUCUGCUCGGCUCAACAAGACGGUGAUAUGGCCUGCGGGCUGGCGGAGCGCGAGAUGCCGGCGCUCUUCAUCAAUCUCAGCGGCAUCCUGGCGACCGAGGGGAGCGAUGCAGACUUCGACAUGGCCUAUAUUGUCGUUAACUGCUGCGUGGCGAUGAGGGAGUAACCGCGCCUUCGCCCUCUGAAGCUUCAACUGCCAACUUGAUGACGUUAUUCGAUUUCAAUAAAUAAAACCGUUUAAAAUGUGUUUUUUUCUACCAUUUAAAAAGACAACAGUAAAGAUUAAUGUGCUUGCGUGCACAACAACAGGUCAUUACUGCAUUCAUGCGUGUGUGCGCCUCAAAUGUCUCUUGUAUGCACCAAUCCGCUCCUGGCGGAACGAGGGCGUGUUUUAAAGUAAAACUGACAGUCCCCGCAUGCAGCAUAGGCGCCCAAGUAUAUACGCGUUUGGCGCGAAGCACGCUGAGUACGCAUGUGAAUUUACUCCAGAAUGCAGGUCUCCAUACACUGUCUUUCUUUCGCCGAUUGGAGUUGCACUUUAGCUCAGGAUAGGCUGUGACCACAGACAUAUAAACACCAAGAUCACCAUAGCCUUUGAUCAUGGAGGUAGAAAUAGAGGGCGCCCGCGGCGAAAUGGAUAGUCACACGACGAACUGCACGCAAGCCCGAAAUUAACCAUGCAUGCGCAUGCAGUAGCCGAGCUGUGUGUGUCGUAGACCGUGCGUGCGUGCGCGCGCGUGCAGGGCGUUCGGUGCGGUUCGUCGUGUAGUCUUUCUUCGUGCGUUGGUUUGGUGCUUAAACUAGUCUCCUCCAGCUCCUCGCUCUUGAGCGACUAUCCAUUUCGCAGCGGGCGCCUUGAUCAAAGGCUAAGACCACCAGUGCUGCUCGUAUGUGAGUUUGGGUGCGUUCGAUUAGCUUACACGUGUAAGUCAAACUGACUCUCGCUCUAAUGACUUUUCCUCACACAAUUGUACGCAUGACGUUGGCACCUUGGUACUUUAUCCCUCACAAUGAGUUGUGGGGAUAAGGUGAACUUGGCAAUUCCCAAAGUCAUUACAUUCACUUCUGUGAUGGCCGAUAUCUUCAGACGUACGCUAGCCAGGCCAGAGUUACCACAGUGCAAAUGGGUACAUCCCAUGCACCAAUAGACCAGAUGUGCAUUUUCACUGACUUUAAAAUGCUUACUUUUUUAUUUAAUCUGUGGAAUACAUGUAUGUUAUUGUAACUAUUUAACAGUUUUUUUCUAGAAUUGAUUGGAACAAUGCGGAAAUAAAUGAACCUUGAAACUGCUGGCAGUACAAUUCAUUUGUAUCAGUUUAAAAUCAAUGUACAAUGACAAAAUUUUCAUCUCACGCAAUCACUUAAAAUCUGUACACUAAUAAAUAUAUGUACAUAUUUUGUGCAAGUUUGCAAAGCCUA
Molecule: messenger RNA, 4255 nt
Organism: Acanthaster planci (crown-of-thorns starfish)
Lineage: Eukaryota; Metazoa; Echinodermata; Asteroidea; Valvatida; Acanthasteridae
Source: RefSeq, a predicted model, not a curated record